UUUUCGGGAAAAAAUUGAAGACGUGUUCUGUGUAUGUUUGCAAACAUUACGGCGAAAUUGAUGACGAAAUCAACACCCGGAAACGACAACGCGCACACGUGAACAAAAGGUCACCGAUUCUGGUACUGGCAGAAUGGAAAGAACUUUUUUCUACUUCGCUUAUGGGAGCAAUCUGCUACGUCAGCGAUUGACUCUACAGAAUCCAUCAGCUGAAUUCCAAGACGUAGGAAAAUUACAGAAUUUUAGACUGAUUUUCAAAUCCCCUGCUGACCCACAAAAGUCGCGCUGGCGUGGGGCUGCUGCAACCAUUGAACCCCACCCUGAGGGUUCAGUAUGGGGAGUUAUAUGGCAGCUGGAUGAAAGGGAUAAAGCUAGUCUGGACAGACAAGAAGGAAUAUAUGAUGCCAUAAGUGUGGACAUUAUAACUCCUGACAACAAGACGUACAGCGACUGUCGAACCUAUGUCAUGCAGAAAUCCUACAUCACCGACAAAUUUGACAACCGGCCAUCUCCACACUACAAAGAUGUAUUAGUGAAGGGAGCUCAGCAGAACCACAUUCCUCAGACCUACAUAGAAUUCCUCCAGAAUAUAGAGGACAAUGGGUAUUCUGGUGUCAUCCCUGUGUAUAAUGCUGUCAUGAAUUCCUGUGUAUAAUGCUGUCAUGAAUUCCUGUGUAUAAUGCUGUCAUGAAUUCCCUUUCAAGUUCAUAAUAGUUAGAAAAACUUUUAAUUCUGUACAUGCAAGGAAAAAUCCAAUGUCAUGCUUGAGACUUUCCUGGACUUUUCAAACUAUCCCCGGUAUAUAUGGUAAAUAUUAUGAUGACAACUUAUUUUUAUAUAAAUAUAUAUUACUAGUGUAAAACCCACUCAAAAAAAAAAAGAAAAAUUCUGUAUACCCAUUCUGACUGCAGUGCUGUGUCAACAAUAUGGAAUGGAGGUUGAAAACAUAAAUUCAGUACAAUUUA
Molecule: messenger RNA, 965 nt
Organism: Ostrea edulis (European flat oyster)
Lineage: Eukaryota; Metazoa; Mollusca; Bivalvia; Ostreida; Ostreidae
Product: gamma-glutamylcyclotransferase-like
Exons: 4
Coding region: 134-655 (173 amino acids)
Molecular function (GO): gamma-glutamylcyclotransferase activity
Source: RefSeq, a predicted model, not a curated record